AUGAACUCUAUUAUCCACCCAUGUUUUCAUCCCAACGAUGAUAACAUCAAUGAAGCUGAGGAGGAGAGACUGAGGAAGCUAUUUGAAAUGGAAGGAAAACAAGUUGUUCCUAAACAAGAAUGUGAAGUGUCAGAUUCUAAUAUAAUAACACCAGGAACUGAGUUCAUGCAUCAACUCUCAAAGAUAUUAUUGUAA
This is a messenger RNA of Lathyrus sativus (Indian pea), 195 nucleotides long. The record is from the annotation of a GenBank genome assembly. Lineage: Eukaryota; Viridiplantae; Streptophyta; Magnoliopsida; Fabales; Fabaceae.